AUGCCAAAUAACUCCCAACACGAACAGCCGCGUCGGAAUCAGGAGUAUGGGGGUCGCUCAUAUAGACGACCCAAGCGCCAAAAUAAUCGACAGAAGCAAACAACGACUAGAGUCCGCGGCGAUAUUUGGCAGUCGGUUAGUGCGUUACAACUAGGACUACAGCCACGUUCAUUCGAAGAGCUUCAUAGGGAAAGGAUGGGCCUGCUUGAAAUGCUACAGCAACACGACCGACGGGCACUAGAUCUUUUCGGACGGGUCCCUGUCAUCGAGGAACAGAUGCAACAAUCGGAGACGACUGCUGAUGAACGGAAACGCGCGGGGAAGAAUCGUGGUUGGCUACGACAUCGUAUCGUAGAGACCGUCGAGGAAGAGAAGAGGAUACUGGCGCGGCUAAGCGAGUUGCAUGUUGAGAUACAAUGCCGUGAGAGAUGGUAUCGUGUUGAGGCGGAAAGGGAGGCUAGAAGGACUCCCGUGGGAGAAGUGGCGGAGGAGAAUCUACAGCAACAACAUCAAUCACAACAACCGAACACUGGCUACAAUGAACAACCCUUUCUUCCGCCAUUACAGCCGAUGCCGUUUUACAACCAAGCCAACACAAUGCCUUAUGACCCCUAUUAUCAUUCUCCAUACUAUAAGUUUUCUUCAAAUGACUGGACAUAUCCCGAGCAUAGUUGGGGAUAUCAAGCCCCGGUAUACCCCCAAGAUGCUUAUAGGGACCACUAUGGGGAUGAGAUGCAUGGUACACCUCUUAACGAAGAAUCAGGUGGUUCGUCUCACAGCUACUCGGACUCGAUCCAGAUAAUCACAGAAUCAAGACCAACGAAGAGAAAUAGUAUGCCUACGUUAAAUUUCACCUGGGAUGAAGGGAAUAAGGAAGAGGGUGAUGAUUACACAUAAUUUAAGCUUCACUGUAGCUUUAUCUAGUAAUGGGUCUGGGAAAAUAUUAAGGCGUUAGGACGGCGUUAGGUUAAGGAGGUACCCCUUUUUUCAUCAGGUUGUUCAUAGUAUGAA
Molecule: messenger RNA, 1011 nt
Organism: Hypoxylon trugodes
Lineage: Eukaryota; Fungi; Ascomycota; Sordariomycetes; Xylariales; Hypoxylaceae
Exons: 1
Coding region: 1-897 (298 amino acids)
Source: RefSeq, a predicted model, not a curated record